Molecule: messenger RNA, 2510 nt
Organism: Haliotis rufescens (red abalone)
Lineage: Eukaryota; Metazoa; Mollusca; Gastropoda; Lepetellida; Haliotidae
Product: phospholysine phosphohistidine inorganic pyrophosphate phosphatase-like
Exons: 7
Coding region: 16-819 (267 amino acids)
Biological process (GO): dephosphorylation
Cellular component (GO): cytosol
Molecular function (GO): inorganic diphosphate phosphatase activity; phosphatase activity
Source: RefSeq, a predicted model, not a curated record
UAACUCCAAAUAUCAAUGAUGGCGGCCUGGUACGAGCAGACGGUUGACGGUGUGCUGUUGGAUAUUACGGGUGUCCUGUAUAACAGCGGGCACGAUGGGGGUCAUGCAAUUCCGGGAUCCGUAGACGCCGUCAAUAGGCUGCGUGGGGCAGGACUACCUGUCAGGUUCUGUACUAAUGAAACCACCAGCACAAAGGCAGCUCUUGUGAAGAAGCUCCAGGGUCAUGGGUUCACCAUGACUGAGACUGACGUGUUUCCUCCAGCUCCAGCUGUCUGCAGCCUGUUGAAACAGCGCCACCUACGUCCUUAUCUCCUCGUUCAUCCAAAUGCAAGACCCAACUUUGCGGACAUCGACACAAGUAACCCCAACUGUGUUGUCAUGGGAGAUGCAGCAGACCACUUCACCUAUGAGAACAUGAAUAAAGCUUUCAAGCUGCUGAUGUCCCUGGAGGAACCUGUCCUCAUCUCCAUGGGUAGGGGGAAGUACUAUAGGGAGGAGGAUGAGAAUGUCCUGGAUGUUGGGGCCUACAUGAAGGCAUUAGAGUAUGCAUGUGAUAUUGAGGCAGAAAUUGUAGGCAAACCAUCACCAUCUUUCUUCAAUGCAGCUUUGGAGGACAUGGGCGUGACGUCUGACAAGGUGGUAAUGGUUGGUGAUGAUGUUGUCAAUGAUGUUGGGGGGUCACAGGCAUGUGGGAUGCGAGGGGUACUGGUCCGCACAGGUAAAUACAGACCGUCAGAUGAGCAUCACCCGACAGUGACACCCUCAGGUGUCGUGGACAACCUAGCUGAGGCAGUUGAUUUAAUACUUAACCACAGAUAGUAUAUUUCUAGUCAGUACUUGUGGCAGCUGCUACAGAGUUGUGUCCCUUAGCUGUCCAAGAAUUCAGUGAUUGUGGGUUCAAACCCUAGACAUGGCAUGAUUAUUAUUUUGGUUUAUCAGCACAAGUUUGUUGGUUUCACCAAAGUGGUAAACGUCCAAGACCUGCAUCACUUUGUGCUUCCUACCACAUCAAGCUGACACACCAUGAUGUGACUGAAAUACUGCUCAAAGUGGUGUGAACCCCAUCUUCCCGUGGCAAGGGAGUUAACUGACUAUGAAAGUCUAGUUUCCACCCUUGCCGAACAAGGCUUGAAUUUCUAGGAUCAAUUGUAGCGCCACAAGUGGCAAUUACAAGUUAUGUCCCUUCCAUGUCCCUCCCAUUGACCAUUCAGAUUCAACCUCUCAUAUCACUUGCAUUUGGUUCAAAGAAAAUGGCGGCACCCAGUCAAGACGAUCUGAUUGUUCGUGUUACUUCGCGAAGUGCAUCAAAUCAAGUACGCACCUUCAUUAGAAACAUGAAAAGAUUUGGGAAAUAUCUGUUGAUGCCGAGUUGGCAACACAUGUUUUGUACAUCCUGCAGUUUAGUAACAGGGUGUCGAUUUCGUUAAGCGAUUUUGAUUGGACUAUGCAUAGACAUGUUAGAUAGCCAAAACUAGUGAUGGGUACCACGAAAAAUACAGUACCAUGGUAUACCGCGGCAUCUGCUCAAAUACCACGGUACAUACCAUGGUAUUUGAACACACAGAGAAAAGCCUUCAUUUACGCCAUUAACUGUCUAUUUUGCGUUUUUUCAGGCCAAAAUACUUCCAUACCUAAGCUUUGGCCCUCGCGUUUUUCACGGCCAUGAAGUCCGCCAUUUUGUAACCAAGAAGAAAUGCAGUUCACUCUCAAGACGGGAUUUGCACGGGAAAUUCAAAUAAAACAUAACUUUCUAUGGAAAUUUAUUAAAUCUGACGUCCUUUACUAUAUAUUAGUUGUUUGUACCACACGUAAAUAAAAAAUAUUACUUAAACUAUGAAGAAACGUAAUAUUCAUCAUCGGAAAUUUCCGUAGCUACACAGACUCCGGAAUUUGCCGAAGUACCGGUAUAGUGAGGAAGUUUACCGGUUCGUACCACAGCUAACAAAAACCAUGGUAUACCGGUAUACCGGUAAUACUGCGCACCUCUAGCCAAAACAUGAUUCCAUAAUUCCAACCGAGUUCGCAAGGGCGGAAACAGGACUUUUAUAGUCAGUUACCUCCCUUGUCUCCGGGAGAUGUGUUAAACCCAGUUCACUCACUUACUCUGUGAGCUGCUACAGCAGGGAACAAACACGGUGAUCUUAGCGCUGAGAUUGUUGUAAGCCCAUGUUAAAGUUUGAGAGUUGUGUCUUAACGCUAAGAUCACUUUGUGGAACGGGAACCUGGUGCCACCAAAUGGUGGCGUUGGUUGCCCACUGCUGACACUGUGUACAUUGUCCUAGUCCCAUAACCAAAGAAUGCAACUGUAUAUUUCAGAUAUGUGUAUCAACUACUUCUAUGUAUAACCAGAGAGGGCACAGGUAGCCCAGUCAUCUUUGGUGUUGCGGUUCGCUGUGCAGAAUUGCAUCCCUUUGGCACGCCAGAAAGCCUUUUAUAGUGGGUUUGAAUCCUGGUGUGCCCCAAUUAUGUUUCUAGGUUUGUCAGCACCAUACCCCUGCUCGUGGGUUUCA